This is a messenger RNA of Rotaria sp. Silwood1, 807 nucleotides long. The record is from the annotation of a GenBank genome assembly. NCBI's taxonomy places the organism in Eukaryota, Metazoa, Rotifera, Eurotatoria, Philodinida, Philodinidae.
AUGAUGAACAGUCGAGCCAAUGUACGACCAUACAAUCCUCAUGUACUUAUUGGAAACUGGUAUGAAGAUAGAGUUAUGGAAGAGGAGGUCUUAAGUGAUUUUCUUCAUAAACGUUAUACUGGUCAAUUAGCAUCACAGAAAAUGACUGAAGUUGAACGUAUGUCACAAUCGCUUCCUUUAAGUAUAUCUGGUGGUGAUGGAUUACUUCGUUUUGGUCAUCAAAUUCUUCUUGUCAAUACAUGGACACAUUCAGCAAAAUUUACAGGUGAAAAAUCACAAUUAAAUUGUUGUUUAGCUACUGGUAUUUCUCAUACGACAACUACAAAUGGUGGAACUAAUGAAGUAACUGCUACGGGAACAACAAUGAUACGUCCUAUGCUUCGUACAGUUUUUAUUAUUCGACGAUCUAAUCUUUCAGUUGAUUCUCAACCUGUUCGAUAUGGUGAUGAAAUAAUGCUACAUGAUCCAAAUGGAGAAUUAUUUUUAACUUGUGUUAAAAGUUCUACACGUGCUGGACGAACAUGUGAUGUUAUAUUUACUAAUAAUCCAGGUCGAAAUAGUGUUUGGCUUGUUAUGCAUCCAAGUAUACAUUUACGAAUGGAAUUAGAUGGAUCAGAAGUUAAAAUCGAUGAUAGAAUUGUUCUUGCUCAUGCAUCAACUAAUAAAUGUUUAUCUGUUAAUGAAGAACAUUCAAAUAGAUCAUCAUAUGGACAUGAAUAUGAACUUAUAUGUGAAUUAUCUACAGGUAAUAUUUCAUCAUAUAAUUCGCCUAUACUUUGGAAAUUUCAAACACAAUCAGCAUAUUAA